UCAUUUUUCGCAUAAAACCGUUUCAUAUAAAAUAUCGGUAAAAAUACGAAUGCGCUAAACAUUCCAAUUUCGUGAAAAUUAUUGUAUAAAUUCCCAAAAAAGUGUAUUAUUGUUUUAAUUCAGAAAAAUGUAUGUGAUUAAAUUUUUGUGAUGGAAGGAAACGAGCAACAUCACUUUCACAUUGUGCUAACGUUUGUACUAAAUACUUUUCGCGAUUACAUUCUUUUCAUUUGUUACCCCAAAAUUGUCAAAACAAAACAUCAAAGAUUUUACGGAUUUUUAUCAAUAGUGCGAAAAGCUUCUAGUUCUUUAUUGGCCGCUACUAUUUCCAUCGUAUGUAGUAUGUCGGAACAAUCGUCUUCUUCCGCAGAACAACAUCCGUUGAAAAGAAAACCCAUCUCUGCUGAUGGUCCCACGACUUCUAAAUCAAUCAUCCUGGAGAAAAACGGCGAGAAGAAAAUACUCAAAAAAAUAAAACUCAAAAGUUCUACUUCCAAAUUGAAGUCAGCAACAGCGAUCACUUCACCCUCAAGUAAACCCACGAAGCAGUUGGAGGAUUCUCGGAAAUCAUUCGAAUGCACAUUCUGUAAAAGCAAAUUUUCAAAUCAAGCGCUGCUGAAAGUACACUUUCUGAAGCAUGGACUGGAAUCGGGACGGAUUGCUGACAACCCCGACGAAAAGGGAAAACAACGACAAGGUACCCGGCCAGUCACCAGUUCGCUGAUGCUAAUCGAGUGCGAAUGGUGCCCGGAAACGUUCACGACCAUGUCCCGGGCGAUAGAGCACAAAAAUCGAAAGCACAGCUACGAAAGCAAAAAUUAUUUCUGCCAACUUUGCGGCCGACUGUUCCCUUUGAAGGUUGCACUGGAGCAGCACCAUAAUCUGGAACAUCGUGACGAAAAGAAGCAGACCAAGACUCCACGGCUAGAUUUUAUUUGUGGCUUCUGCGGCGCCGAAUUUGUUUCGCAAACCGCCAUGGAAUUACAUGUAAAGACUGCACACAAUUUGGAAAAACGUAUGAUGGCCCACCCCUUCAUUCCAAAUCCCUCGAAAAAAGUACGGCUCAACCAAGCCGGCGAAAUCAUUUCUAUUUUCUACUGCCACCUGUGUGGAUCGGAGUACAUGCUUAAAUUUAACCUGCUGAAACACGUGGAAGAUCAUCAUACGGCCGAAGAACGAUGUGCAAUCCCCGACGAAAUGCUAAAGUGUAGCACCUGUGAUUCGGUGUUCUACAAUAAAAAAGCAUUCGAUGCCCACAAUGUGCACCACAAACCGGAAGAUCUGUACGUCACCAGUGAAGAGCACCGGCUCAACAUAGUGGCCCGGGUGGAUCAGGACUACGAUUAUCGACGGGUGCCAACUGCGCUGGACAAAGCCCUGGGUAGCUCCGAGUCGGCAUCGGCACUGGCCAAACGCCAUCGAUCCAAGGUGAAAAAACCAAACCGAACAGACGAUAGUACUACGGCAUCUUCUUCCAUUCCCGGUACAUCAUCAUCGGAAGGGAAACCGGUGCUAGAUUUGCAGGCGCUGGCUGCCGGCAGUGAUGUGAUUGGAAUGGACGUACUGAAGAAGCUAUUCGGGGAGGCCGGUGCUGAAUUUCCUUCCCAAUAAGGUACCAUUUAUGGCAUUUAUUACUGCUUAGACGGCUUUCUGAAUUGAUUAAAAUAUGCUAUUGUAACGUCAUUGGUAA
This is a messenger RNA of Uranotaenia lowii, 1690 nucleotides long. Its product is annotated as zinc finger and BTB domain-containing protein 40-like. Bases 151 to 1611 code for a protein of 486 amino acids. Gene Ontology annotation, cellular component: nucleus. Gene Ontology annotation, biological process: regulation of transcription by RNA polymerase II. The record is from RefSeq and is a predicted model, not a curated record. Gene Ontology annotation, molecular function: RNA polymerase II transcription regulatory region sequence-specific DNA binding; DNA-binding transcription factor activity, RNA polymerase II-specific. NCBI's taxonomy places the organism in Eukaryota, Metazoa, Arthropoda, Insecta, Diptera, Culicidae. The transcript is spliced from 2 exons.